Molecule: messenger RNA, 1371 nt
Organism: Penicillium mononematosum
Lineage: Eukaryota; Fungi; Ascomycota; Eurotiomycetes; Eurotiales; Aspergillaceae
Product: YagE family protein
Exons: 1
Coding region: 1-1371 (456 amino acids)
Source: RefSeq, a predicted model, not a curated record
AUGCAGCAGCGCGGCCCACCACCAGUCUCACGGUCACGCCGUCUUGCCUCUGCAGCUGGAGGCUUAAUAACCAGCUCAGGCAGCAGCAGUUCAAGCGCAGUGGCAGGGUCCGGCGGAACGAUGGGCCGACUCGCCGCGCAACCGCGGCUCCCGCCUCGAACGACGAAAGUCAGUGAGAAGCUGGUUCUUCUGCCUGACACCGGCGAGCUGGAGGAGGGUUCACCCGAAGAAGACGAAGACGAAGCCGAGGGUGCGGACCUCGUGGACGAAGAGCUUGUCGCACGUCUGGCCAAGGAGAAAAAUGUCGACCCGGAAAGGAUCAGACACCAAUUGCUUGUGUCGAAGCGACUUGGGGGUGAUUUCGGCAUCGAUAAUGAUCUUGCCCCUAUGCUGGCCGAGGAAGAGAUCUUGAAGAAACGCCGUGUUGCGCCUGAGCGCGCGAAGAGUUAUGCUGAGCGGUUGCCGAAGGCGCGGCGGACGGAGAAGCUUGCGCGUGUUACGGCGUACUGUACGGCUCAGGCGUAUAAGAUGGGAUCGCUUGCUGCUUUUGUUAAGGAGCAGCAUGGUGGGCGGACGAAGCUUUAUGAUGAUUGUCUUUACACGGCAUAUCAUCUUCCUCUUUUGCCGGGCCAUGAGGGGUAUCGUCUGCGGAGUAGCCCUGUGUUGAAAUACCCCGGUGGUAAGUCGCUGUUGGACGAGGAGAUUGAACGAAAUGAACUUCGUGAUUACCAUGAUGAAUACAUACUUGAGACGGAGGAGCAUUCAGUUGGUGGACACAAUCGUCCAGAGGAUGAGCACCAUUAUGAAGCAUCGCCGCGACAGCAUGAGGGCCAUGAUCCCCGGGAAGAAAACCGCGAGGAAUUUCUUAGUCGCAUCACUGAGGAAGUUCAUGGCCACCUCCCCAAUGAGCACGACCAUGAGCAUGCUGCCAGCUCUGGUGAAAGUGUUGAUGGGCUGCAGCGUAUCCCACCACUCCCGCAACCAGACAGCAAUGCAGGAACUCGGCAAUCCUCGCCUGAACCUGCACUCCGUCGCCGAAGACACAGCACAGAUGACAGCCACGCUUUGAUUCGAGACCGUUCCCCUCUACCAGCCCCUGCACCCUCGUCUUCAACACCGCAAGCCCCGGCUCGGACGUUAUACAAUGUUGCUGAGAUGUUCGUUUUCAGUUACGGUGUCGUUGUCUUCUGGAACUUCACCGAGCGACAGGAGAAAGACCUGCUGGCAGAUCUGGCCUUUGCGACGUCGUCUGCAACUGGUAUCCCUAUUCCUCUGGCAACAAUGCCUCUUGACGAGGAAGACUUUGAGACAGAGGAGUUCCACUUCGAGUAUUCGACCGAGAUCUCGCGUCCCGUGUCUAUAACGAUAUGA